This is a messenger RNA of Danio rerio (zebrafish), 1140 nucleotides long. RefSeq names its product G protein-coupled receptor 3 (gene gpr3). Gene Ontology annotation, biological process: G protein-coupled receptor signaling pathway; signal transduction. Gene Ontology annotation, molecular function: G protein-coupled receptor activity. The record is from RefSeq and is marked provisional. Lineage: Eukaryota; Metazoa; Chordata; Actinopteri; Cypriniformes; Danionidae. Gene Ontology annotation, cellular component: membrane; plasma membrane.
AAACGAGCAAAAACAUCGAGCAAGAGUUUCAUCUUUAAGAGCUGGAUUUGCACCUGCGAGGACGCCCGUUGUUCAGCAGGGCUGAAGAUAUUUCACAAGAUCCUCAGUUGGAUGGUGGAGUGAAGACUGGUCGUUUUUGCAAUCUUCUACAUCUUCCUAAUGGACCAGAACAGCUCUGAAGUGGGCUUAGAAGUCAUCUUGGCUAUGAACCAACUCCUAGACCUCCCGCCCUCCCAAAUGCCCCCUAAACCCCUGGAGGCCUCCGUCAUGACACCGUGGGACAUCACCUUGUGUGUAUCCGGAGUGUUGAUUUGCUGCGAGAAUGCAAUUGUAGUGGCCACCAUUUUUUCCUCAUCAUCUCUGCGUGCGCCGAUGUUCUUGUUGAUUGGCAGCCUGGCAUGGGCGGACUUCCUGGCUGGGGUGGGGUUACUUUUGCACUUCCUGUCUCGCAGAUGUGUGUAUUCAGAAGCGCUAGAACUGGGCAGUGUGGGUUUAUUAGUGAGCGCUCUAAGUGCAUCGGUGUUCUCCUUAUUGGGGAUCACUCUGGACAGGUUUUUGUCUCUACAUCACGCGCUGACCUACGGAUCCCAGCGCACACACACUCAAACGCGCUGCGCCCUGGCCGUCGGAUGGACUCUUGCUGGUCUACAAGGUGCACUUCCGGCUUUAGGGUGGAACUGUCUGCAUGAUGGAGAUUCCUGUAGUGUGCUUCGACCUUUGACCCGAGUGCACUUAGCCACCCUGUGCGGUGGAUUCCUGCUAACGUUAGCAUUGCUGCUGCAGCUGAAUGCACGCAUCUGCCGGGUCGUGCUCCGCCAUUCUCAUCAAAUCGCCCUGCAAAGGCACACACUCCCGUCCGCACGCACACACACCCGCCGCCGGGUACACACUCUUGCACUCAUCCUCGCCACAUUUGCCAGUUGCUGGAUACCAUUCGCUUUAUACGGCCUCCUGGGCGAUGGGUCGUCCCCUGCUCUGUACACUUAUGCCACAUUGGUUCCAGUGACGGGAAACUCUCUGUUGAACCCGCUGAUCUAUGCCUACAGGAACACACACAUCCAGAGAGUGCUGCGACAGACUGUGUGCUGCUGUCUGCCAAACACACCCAACAAAAACACACACACCCCCAGCGACGUCUGA